AUGCAUAUAAUAGCCAGACGAGCUGCGAUAGGCUUCGGCUCCCCAGUCCUCAGCUCCCUGUGCACCAGCAGACUCACCGGCAGCCGCAAGCUCUGUACGAUGGCCGAGCUCUCCUCCGAACAAGUGGUAUUCAACAAGCCAAAGGUUGAGCUGCAUGUGCACCUCGAUGGAGCCAUCAGGGUGCAGACUAUUCUCGACGUUGCCAAGAGACGCGCCAUAACUCUACCAGCAAACACCAAGGAGGAGAUGACGCAGAUUAUUAUCAUCCAACAGCCUUCCACCCUCACAAAGUUCCUGGGCAAGUUCGCCGAAUACAUGCACGUGGUUGCUGGAGACAGAGAGGCCAUAAAGAGGAUAGCCUAUGAGUUUGUUGAGGACAAAGCCAAGGAGGGAGUGAUUUAUGUUGAGGUCAGAUACAGCCCGCACUUUCUGGCUAACACAAAAGUGGAUCCCAUCCCAUGGAACCAGAAAGAAGGGGACCUGAGCCCGGACGAGGUGGUGCACCUGGUUAACGAGGGCCUCAGCGAGGGGGAGAGGGCCUUCAAUAUCAAAGCCAGGUCCAUUCUAUGCUGCAUGCGCCACAUGCCAAGCUGGUCCAUGGAUGUCGUGGAGCUGUGUAAGAAAUAUCAUCACAAAGGCGUGGUCGCCAUUGAUCUGGCAGGUGAUGAGUCACUCAACUGUGAAGCCAAUCCAGAGCACAGGAAGGCCUAUGAGGAAGCAGAGCGCUGUGGGAUUCACAGGACAGUGCACGCAGGAGAGGUGGGCCCGGCGUCUGUCGUGAAGGAGGCCGUAGAAGUGCUGAAAGCUGAACGGGUCGGACACGGUUACAGAACCCUGGAAGACCAAGUUCUGUACAAAAAGCUGCUGGCUCAGAAUAUGCACUUUGAGGUUUGUCCUGUUUCCAGUAAGCUGACAGGUGCCUGCGACCCAGACUUCACCAAACAUCCUGUCAUCACGUUCAGGAAGGACAAGGCGAACUACUCCCUGAAUACAGAUGACCCUCUGAUAUUCAACUCAACACUGCACCUCGACUACAGCACAGCACACACAUACAUGGGAUUCACCGAGGAGGAAUUCAAACGACUGAACAUCUGCUCUGCAGAGUCGUGCUUCCUGCCCGAGCAGGAGAAGAAAGAGCUCGUCCACAAACUGUACGAGGCCUACGGGAUGAUAAAGACGACUGCCUUUUAAACCUGGAGAAGAAGGAGGAAGUGUGAGGAGGAAGUUUGACCUAGCCCUCGGACAAAACGCUCUGAACCAUUAAUAUAUAGUAGUACUUUGGUUUACAGAGGAUGUCAUGGUGCUCUGCAAGAUUCCUCUUGUGUUUACACCCUGCGGUCAUGAACAGAACCAGGGAAGCUUUUGAUGCACAAUUAACCAUUUGAACACUUUGUCGGCAUGUAAGGGAAGGAUAAGGGGCGUAAUUUGACAUUCGUCUUUGAAGGGAAAGCAUUUGGAAGCAUAAUUGUAGAAUUUACCGUUUAUGGGGAAAAUAUGGUUUACAGUGAAUAUCUAUUUUCAGGUUUAAGGGAGAAACAUGUGCUUUAUGUCCUCCACAUGUAAAACAGCUCAACACCAAAAGUGUAGUCUUACAUUUGAACACUAGGUGGCACACUACGGUCACCGACGUGGACAAAAAGUUCUGCAUAUCAUAAUUACUCAAAUCUUUUAAUGUAUAUAUUUAUUUAAAAUAUAUUAUUUUCAUUUCACUUAAAAAGAAAAAACACUUCCAUUUGUAACAGACACUUUAUGACACUUGUGAAAAGCAUCUUGGACCAUAAUAAAAACUAUUAUGAAAUAUU
Messenger RNA from Cottoperca gobio, 1802 nucleotides. It is a transcript of the gene ada, whose product is annotated as adenosine deaminase. The transcript is spliced from 11 exons. The record is from RefSeq and is a predicted model, not a curated record. Lineage: Eukaryota; Metazoa; Chordata; Actinopteri; Perciformes; Bovichtidae. Gene Ontology annotation, molecular function: adenosine deaminase activity. Bases 1 to 1191 code for a protein of 396 amino acids. Gene Ontology annotation, cellular component: cytosol; external side of plasma membrane. Gene Ontology annotation, biological process: purine ribonucleoside monophosphate biosynthetic process; negative regulation of adenosine receptor signaling pathway; hypoxanthine salvage.